Molecule: messenger RNA, 1383 nt
Organism: Tyto alba (common barn owl)
Lineage: Eukaryota; Metazoa; Chordata; Aves; Strigiformes; Tytonidae
Gene: IDO2
Product: indoleamine 2,3-dioxygenase 2
Biological process (GO): 'de novo' NAD+ biosynthetic process from L-tryptophan
Cellular component (GO): cytoplasm
Molecular function (GO): heme binding; L-tryptophan 2,3-dioxygenase activity; indoleamine 2,3-dioxygenase activity
Source: RefSeq, a predicted model, not a curated record
CCGGUGAUGGAGGCCGGCGACGGCACGGAGGAGCCCCCGCUGCCUCUGGCACUGACAAGGUUUCAGCUCUCCGAGGAGUACGGCUUCCUUCUUCCCCAUCCUCUGGUAGGAGACGGCUGUGCCACCGCGUCUGCAUGCCAGGAGACAGAGAGCAGAAAAAUAGAGGGGUUGACAGAGCUGCCGGCGCCCUACGGUCCCUGGAUGGCGAUCGCCCACGACCUGCCCCAGCUGAUCGCGAGCCAUCAGCUCCGCUCACAAGUUCGGCGGGGCAGCCCCCCACUGCGGGGGGCCCUCGGCAUCGCCUGCGGCGCCCCUUGCUCCCGAGGGUCUCCCUGGCAGAUGCCGCAGCUGAGCACCCGGCACCUCCGAGGGCACGAGGAGCUGCACUUGGCGCAUCUGGUGCUCAGCUUCAUCACGAUGGGCUACCUCUGGCAGGAGGGCGAGGAGGGCACCGUGAAGGUCCUGCCCCGAAAUCUCGCUGUCCCUUUCUGGGAGGUCUCAGAGGCCCUCGGCCUCCCCCCCAUCCUCAGUCACGCGGACUUUGUGUUGGCCAACUGGAGGAGGAAGAACCCCAACGGGCCUCUGGAAAUUGAGAACCUGGACCCCAUCAUCUCGCUGCCGGGGGGAGAGAGCCUGCGAGGCUUCAUCCUCGUCACCUUCCUGGUGGAGAAGGCGGCUGUGCCUGGGAUUAAGGCCAUCGUUCAGGCCAUUCGCGCCAUCCUGCAGCUCGACGAGGAGACACUGCACCAGGCCCUGCGGGAGCUGGCGGCGGCCAUCGGGGACAUGAGCAAGGCUUUGAAACGGAUGCACGACUACGUGGAUCCAGCAGUGUUUUACGCUGUGAUCCGGAUAUUUCUCUCCGGCUGGAGAGAUAACCCUGCCAUGCCGGACGGGCUGGUGUACGAAGGUGUGCGUGACGAGCCCAUGGCAUACUCGGGAGGGAGCGCGGCCCAGAGCACCGUCCUUCACGCUUUUGAUGAGCUCCUGGGGAUUUGCCAUAGUGAAGAGAGCACCGCCUUCCUGCACAGGAUGAGGGACUACAUGCCCCCGCCCCACAGAGCCUUUGUGGAGCAGAUCCGCCGUGCCCCCUCCCUGAAGCAGCACGUGCUCUCCUCCGGAGACGCGCGGCUCUGCGCGGCUUUCAACCGCUGCGUCUCCGCGCUGGCAGAUUUCAGGUCCCACCACAUCACCAUCGUCACCAAGUACAUCGCUGCUGCAGCAGCCAAAGCCAAGGCCGGGCGGGCAGAGCCGGGCGACGGGGCUGGCCCCUCCGCGGGGAAGCCCCCGUCCGCGCUGGAGGCCAAAGGGACCGGCGGGUCCCACAUCUUCAGCUUCCUGAAGAGCGUCCGGGACACGACCAGGGCCGGGGUGCUAAGGGCCUGA